This is a messenger RNA of Sinocyclocheilus anshuiensis, 4722 nucleotides long. Its product is annotated as versican core protein-like. The transcript has 12 exons. The record is from RefSeq and is a predicted model, not a curated record. Bases 131 to 4657 code for a protein of 1508 amino acids. Gene Ontology annotation, biological process: glial cell differentiation; cell adhesion; skeletal system development. Gene Ontology annotation, cellular component: synapse; perineuronal net. NCBI's taxonomy places the organism in Eukaryota, Metazoa, Chordata, Actinopteri, Cypriniformes, Cyprinidae. Gene Ontology annotation, molecular function: calcium ion binding; hyaluronic acid binding.
CACCAAGGGAAGAAAGAGCACCUAAGUCUGCUGCUGGGUUUUGGAGCAUCAGAAAUAUUUGCACUUUUUGUGAAGGAUUGCAUUUCGAGAAUCAGGAAUAGCCAAGAUUGUCUACAGGAAAAGAACUGAGAUGUUUUUGGACGUUAAGCACAUCCUCUGGUUGGUCUGUGUCUGCAGCGCUGCUGUAACCAAAGAUGACUCUGCUCGUAGGAUGAAGGUGGAGAGGAGUUCUCCGGUGCAAGGCUCGCUGGCGGAGCAGGUGGUCCUGCCCUGCCAUUUCUCCAUCAUCCCACCUCCUACCGGCAGCACCAGCACCUCCACCACUGCAGCUGCGGCCAUGGCCUCCAGCACCCACCCGGACCAUCUCCGCAUCAAGUGGACUAAACUCGUGGGCGAUGAGGAAAUCGUAGUGAUAGUGACCCAGAAUGGGUUCCUCAAGAUUGGGCCGGAGUUUAAAGGCAGGGUAUCAGUUCCCAGCCACCCCGAGGAUGAGGGCGACGCGUCUUUGUCCAUAGCGAGGCUCAGGGCCAGUGAUGCGGGUGUUUACCGCUGCGAGGUCAUGCACGGCAUUGAAGACACUCAAGAGUCCGUCUCCCUGAACGUCAAUGGUGUUGUGUUUCAUUACCGUGCCAACACCAGUCGCUACACUCUAGAUUUCCAGCACGCCAAGCAGGCCUGCACUGAUGUGGACGCGACCAUCGCCACCGCAGAGCAGCUUCAUUCAGCCUACGAGGACGGAUUCGACCAGUGCGAUGCCGGAUGGCUGGCCGACCAAACCGUCAGAUACCCCAUAACAAUGCCACGUGAAGGUUGCCAUGGCGAUAUGAUAAUGAGGCCAGGAGUCAGAUCAUACGGACUCAGAAAUUCCUCUGAAACGUAUGAUGUGUACUGCUAUGCAGGAAAACUACAGGGCGAGGUGUUUUUCGCUGAUGCUGAGAUGACUCUAGAUGAGGCCAGGGAGGAGUGCGAGAGACGGGAUGCAGUUUUAGCGUCUCCAGGUCACCUGCAUGCAGCCUGGAGGGCCGGCUUGGACCGCUGUGACUUCGGCUGGCUGUCUGACGGCAGCGCUCGCUACCCCAUCUCUGUACCCAGAAUGCAGUGCGGCAGAGGACAGCUGGGUGUGAGGACUAUGUACCGCUUCCUCAACCAGACUGGAUUUCUUUUACCGAGCGAGAAGCUGGGUGCUUUCUGUUUCAAAGGAUGGGAUCCCACAACUGUACCCACAGCUGGACCUACAACACCUCCAGUUCUCUCAGACACCCAUCAAAUCUCUUCUCUUAAAGCAAUCUCUUCCAUGCCAGCCCAUGGCACCACAGAAGAUUCACCAUCCAUGUUCUCUGCGAGCAUGGCUCCACGUGACAGAGGCUCUCCUGAAGUGCAUCCCUCUGCUAAAGCCAUUGUUGUUGUACCAACUGAAGCUAAGACAAUUUCGGAGAUGGAAACCACAACCACAUUUAAUGACUAUGGCAGCUCUUUGGACAAAGACAGCUCCUUGGUGCAAGGGGUACCCCAUGAUGGUAUGCCCCAUUAUUCAGAUUCCUUCUUAUUUUUCCAGCUACCCCGUCAGCCCGACUCAGAGAACAUGCAUCCUGGGUUGGAUACUCCGCAUAGGGAAUCCAGUGGUGUGGAAGGUAGCAGCAGGUUUGACACGGAUACUCCUGAGAGUGUGAUUCCUGCUUCACCUGUGUUUGUUAUAGACUUGCAAGGAGAUCCAGACAAGCCACAAAUUGUGUACAAAGAUAAUAAAACCAGAGCAAACAUGACUGAAGAAAGUCUGGACUUGUCCACUUUGAAAAGCUCACGUUUAAGGGAAGAGAACUUGCAAGGCCAGCAGAAUGAAACCACAAAGGACGUCAACUUUCCAAUGGGCAUCAAUUUGUUCAUAUACAACAUUACGCAGAGAAAUCAAUCAGGUGAUGCUGUUGAUACUGUGGGAGUUGAUGCUAUUCUGAAAUUCCUUGGAGUACCAGGGCUCUCUAGUCCACUUCUAACAUCUGUUGAAAGUGAGCCACCUUUGGGCAGUGGAGACAUUACAGGUGAAACAUAUCCAUCAGCUUCUGUUACCAUCACCCCAAAAGUGAGUUUCAUUAACGGAAAGCACGAGCUGACUCUGAAACCGGACACUGACCAAACUCAGGAGGCUAGAGGAGACCAGUUUGACACUGCUAUCCCACCAACAGAAGAAACCAUCCCUGAUGAUAUGAUAGAAAUACUUACAGAGGAGGCUGAAGGCACCACAUCUUCCCCUGAGACAGAUGAAUCUGACUCACCGACCAGAAGCCCAAUUGAGCCCCAUUUCACAACAAAGAGCCUGGAAAGUAUAACCCCGACAGAGUUGCCCACAUUUGCAACCAAAUCCUCAAGCCAGGAGAUGACCCCACAAGCCAUAUCAUUUAGCAUGCACGAAGAAGGUUCAGGGAUGCACACAACAGAUGAUGAAGAGGAAUUGACCCCCUUGGAAGGUUCUGCGGAUGACACACUUCCAACAACUAAUGACCUAUAUGUGGUGGCUACCGACGAGACUGAAAUAGCUGAAACAGAGAAGACUACACUGGCAUUUGGGGUGGACUGCAGUACCAAAGGACCAAUUGUUACAACUCCAGAAUCCAGCACUGUCGAAAUGAAGAGAACCGAGAACAGAGAAACGAAACCAGAAACAGAAGAUUUUGAGGGCUCAACCUCCACUGAAGACGAGGGCUCGGGGCAAGAUAUAUAUGCAACAGAAGAAUCAAAACAACCAACUUUAUCUCCAUCUUUCACUGUUUCAUCUCACAGCUUUACAAGUUCCUUAACAACUACUCAUCCCAAAGAGCCUAGGCAACCUGUUCAUUUGGCUUUGCCCAGUACAGAUCCUACGAUUCAGGUGGUUUCAACUUUUCAAACAGAGGCAAUCCCAGAAGAAAGCACUCCUUACAUUACACACUCUGAGAAAGACCAAAACAGAAGUACAGCUAAGAGUCCUUUAUUGGUGCCCGAGAUUGAAAAAGAUGUAAGUGCAAUCUUCACCAUCUCUGAGGACAUCGGCUCUGGUGAUCAGCCAACUGAAGCAUUCUCUAAACAACCUUUCACUGCAACUACUGUUCCAUCCCUUCUCAUUAAACAAACUGAAGAAAUGAGUGUUGAUGCACAUGAUGAAACAACUAAAGUAUUUGAAGGUUCUGCAGAAGACACAACACCACUGAUUUUCACUAGUGUCCAAACUCAAACAAAAUUCACAACCCAAAGUUCAGAGACCACCAUUCUGCCCACUGAUAGUCUUAGAGCAGUAAUGUCUUCCUCCCAAGAAACUGUUCUAAUCCAAAAAUCACCAUCAGAAGAGACAACCACCUCAGUGCAGUCAUCAGAGACUUCAGGCUCCCAAGAAACUGUUCUAAUCCAAAAAUCACCAUCAGAAGAGACAACCACCUCAGUGCAGUCAUCAGAGGCUUCAGGCUCCCAAGAAACCGUCCUAAUCCAAAAAUCACCAUCAGAAGAGACAACCACAUCAAUGCAGUCAUCAGAGACUUCAGGCUCCCAAGAAACCGUUCUAAUCCAAAAAUCACCAUCAGACGAGACAACCACCUCAGUGCAGUCAUCAGAGACUUCGGGCUCCCAAGAAACCUUUCUAAUCCAAAAAUCACCAUCAGAAGAGACAACCACCUCAGUGCAGUCAUCAGAGGCUUCAGGCUCCCAAGAAACUGCUCUAAUCCAAAAAUCACCAUCAGAAGAGACAACCACUUCAGUGCAGUCAUCAGAGACUUCAGGCUUCCAAGAAACUGCUCUAAUCCAAAAAUCACCAUCAGAAGAGACAACCACUUCAGUGCAGUCAUCAGAGACUUCAGGCUUCCAAGAAACUGCUCUAAUCCAAAAAUCACCAUCAGAAGAGACAACCACUUCAGUGCAGUCAUCAGAGACUUCAGAGGAGACAACGCAAGAAAUAUCACUUUCUACAUUUGGAUUCCCAACUGAGAAGCCUCUCACCUCAUUUACCCAAGUUUCCAGUUAUCCCACCACCAGUGUUGUUACCAACUUAAAUGUGAAAGAGUCAGUUCAGGUCUUGGAUAGGGGAACUACUUCUGCUACAGAAGACGUUUUCACCACCCCCAAAGCCACAAGUACUGUGAUAUUUGAAGAGAAUGUUGUAGAUUUUGAAGAUGUGGCGGGUCCCUCAAUUGUUCAAAGACAACCAUCAUCCAGAGAAGAGUUCACCACAAGAAAACCAGAAGUCUGGACAGAUUCCAGCUACACUGUUGAGAGCCAUAUGGAGGUUUUGCAAGGUCUCACACUUUGCUCUGUCAGUGUGUGUGAAAAUGGCGGAACUUGCUAUUCUAAUGGAAAAGGAAACAUAUGUGUCUGCAUGCCUGGAUUCAGUGGGGAACAUUGUGAAAAUGAAAUUGACGAAUGCCAGUCAAACCCUUGUCGCAAUGGUGGUACAUGCAUUGACGGGUUAAAUGCUUUCAGUUGUGUCUGUCUGCCCAGCUAUUCAGGAGCCCUCUGUGAGCAAGAUACGGAGGUUUGUGACUUUGGCUGGCACAAGUUUCAGAGUCACUGCUAUAAGUACUUCACACACCGGCGGACAUGGGAAGCAGCGGAAAGAGAGUGUCGUCUGCAGGGCGGUCACCUCACCAGCGUCCUGUCCCAUGAAGAGCAGCUCUUUGUUAAUCUGUUGUACAGAUGACGUAUAUUUGUAGGCCAACCCGGAAGUUCGCAUCACCUUGGUUCCCUCGACAAAAACCCAAGAUU